AAACCGCAUACGCUCGUUCGGUACCACCGUGGUCGCUGCCGCCCGCGAGACAGUCACGCGUUGCGCCUCGUAUCGUGUUGGCUUCGCGAAACACUGUCGCGCCGCAAACGUCACGAACAACGGCAACAACAACAUAUUCAUACAGUAGUAUUAUUAUUAUUUUAAUUGUUAUAUAGUGUUGUAUUAAUGCCAAGACAAUGUCAUAAUUCUUACAAUAUAAUAUAAUAGUAUAUGGUAUUACUGCACCCCGGCGGCGCCAGCACCGCGCCGAGACGUCGUCGUAAUAUUUGCAUAUAGGUGGUUUCUGAAUACCAACUGUCGACUUAUCAAACAAACAUAUGGUCUGUUAAAUAAAUUCGUUGUAGCCAAGUACGGGAAGUGGGCAUGACGAAGCUGUUUUGAAAUGAAGAGCUCCAGUAUCAAUAGAUCUCAAGUACCAUUACUGUUACCCAUCGAAUAUGACAGCAUCGAAGAUGACCAUCCACAUAAUGUGACUUCGGGUUGUGAGGGCUUUAAUCCCCUCGAUGAGAAGAGUUCUGAACAGCAACAAGACGUGUUAGAUUCAUCAAAAAUAUUUAUCCCAUUAAGCACUCCACGUUGCAGUAUCGGUUCUUCUGCAUCUACAGACCACCUUGGUUUUGAAAGUCAAUUACUGGAAGUGGCAAUUCGUACAAAUGAUGUUUCAAAAGUUAAACACUUCUUAAUGAUACAUCGAGAUAAAUUUCAGAUCAAUAAUUAUUUAAAACCGCCAGAAAAUAAUUUCAAUUAUAGUUUACAAAACCAGGGCAUAUAUUCACAGCCGAUCAAAAUUCCAACAGUCAGAUCCGAUCAAAAUGAUUCUUCGCGCAGUUCUAUAUCGUUGGACGAUCAAUCAUUGUUGCCGUUCAAAAACGCUCUGCACACGGCCAUUGACUAUGGGUCAUUAGACGUGGUGCGAACGUUGCUCGAAAACGGCAUAGAUCCCAAUGCAGGUGGUCACGUGUUGACCGAUCUCGACGUGCCUCGACACUCUCCGUCUGGAUCAUCCGGCCCAAGUGAACGAUGUAACGUCAAACCAGCGUCGAUUCAAUGCGAAAUCGACGAGGAAACAGGAUUCGAUAUACACGAUAUCUAUCAUUACGAUACAGAAAUCAUAUCGGUGGCAGACGAUGUGCGGCCAGCCGAAGAAGUAGUGGUCACGGUCGGCCCGACCACGUCGGCGGUGUCGACACCGUCGCCGAAACCCACAGCUAUGGUGGUAGCGGUCGCCGAGCGCAACGCCAACCGGUCGGUACUGAUGCGACAACGUUCGCUGUCGCUGGACAACGAUCAACCGGCGAAGAAGAGCCGACCACUGCUGCAAAAGCUCCGGGCCGGCUGCAGCAAGCUGGUCCGGUCCACGCCGGCGGACAUGUGCGGCUACGAAGCGGAACAGGCGCAACACGGGCGGCCGGCGACCGUCCACACUACUGGCGUCGCGGGCGUCGCGUGUAUCGCGGGUGGCUGCGCGGCGGCCGGUUUCGUACCUAAGGGCGUGGCGGGCGCGGCUGGUUUUGUGGCCGCCGCGCCCGCAGAGUUCAAGGGCAUUAUGAGCGAGCUCCGCCGGAGCAGUGACGUGGUCCGCGCCAUACUCUGGAACCUGUCGUUCCGGGACACGUACAGCAACGGCAACGCCAGCGACAUGGACAGCAGCACUGACCUGGACGUGGACACGCUGUUCGACCGGCAUGAGCAGCGACGGUACGCGGACUACGAGUUGGAGAACGGUGGCCGGCUGCCGCUGCUCGACUCCCGUUCGUCGCUCCAGUCGUUGCAGUCACUGUCGUCCACCGGAUCCCCGACGGUCCCGGCCGCGGUGUCCGGUGGCUCGGUGUCCUCGGUGCCGAUGGCCGCCGAUUUUCCGGUUACGGUGCCAGUGGUCAUCUCAGACCACGCACUGGCCGCCGUGUGUCAAUCGCAACAAGCGAAGCCACUGCAGUCCUCACGACCUCCACCACCACCGCCACCUCCACCGCCUCCACCACCGCCAUCACAUCCACUGAUACUGCCGUCACCGACACCUCCACCAUCGACGCCUCCACCGUCGAUUAUAUUGCCAGACACUGUGUCACAGCCGAGCGCCGACACCGACGACGUCCUCACGGUCGUCCCAAAGAUAAUUUUCAAAAUCAAGAGCUCGCUGUCGUUGGACAGGAUGAACGAAAUGGCUGACAUGUACACAAAACCGUACUUGAUGACUCUACCACCGCUGUUCUUGGCCGUGGUCCGCCAAAAUCCUACCAUGAUUUACUUGCUCCUCAAGUUUGGCGGCUCUCCAAAUGUCCAGGAUAUAUAUGGUAACACGCCACUUCAUUUAGCCAUCGUACAACCGGAGAUAUCAUGGAAUUGCGUCCUGGAUCUUCUUGAGUUUGGUGCAAAAAUUUGCACUAAAAAUGCUUCAGAUAUUUGUCCAUCAGAUAUAGUGGACUCGUUAUUGCGUAUUCAAGUCCAUAUGAUCAGUGACUGCUGGAAGAUUUUGUCCGGGUCAACAGCUGUUAUUAAAGAACGAAUGUUGCUUCAAAAUGUUGCCAAUUAUGACCAAGCAGGUAAACCAUCGGAUUUGCCAACGCUGCCUUCACGAUUAUUUCGGAGGAUGAAAUUUACACAAACCGAUAGUGCAGAAGAACGUCACAGUAGUAAUCCAGAAAAUUUUUUUGGGUCGAUUUGGUCACUCAGAAGCAAAGUCAGCAACAAGACUCUCGAAACGGAUGAAGUGCGUAAUCAUGCUACUACACAAAGUAACAAAACAAAAACCGAUAAAAAGAGUGUCAUCAACGAUUACGGUAUAAAACACAAAAAUUCAAAAGCACUCAAGUUAUACAAUAUAGAAAGAAAGUUUCAAGUGAUUUCUCAUCUUGCUGGCAACGUAGAAUGUUUGGGUUUUAUUUUGCACGGCCUGAACAACUACAUUGUGCAUAUAUUGAAAUAUUUACAAGCUAACUAUGAUCUGUCACUCCGUCAUAUUUGCAGUCUUAUGAAGACAAUUUUGAACGUUGCCGUUAAGGAAUUUGGAGAGCAAGGGAAAAAGGAAGAAUUGAGUGUGGUCCUUUGUUCGGUAAUAAAAGUGUGUUUAAGUGCACUGAAAGAGAUUCAACAUGUCCAGUUUACAGCAAUGACGAUAAUCAAUAGAGUUAUUGAUAUCUCCGUACAAUACAACGUGUCUUUUACUAAAGCUGCUGAAUCAGAAUAUUUACUCCAUCCACACUACAUAUCGGAGAUGAAUAAGUACAAAUCGAGUAAAGAUGAUUCAAGUAUUGGUGAUGAUAAAACAAAACUGGGUGGUCCUAAUAAGAAAUUUGCAUCUAUGUGGCGUUAUUUCAUCGGCGAUCAGGCAUUCAGUAACAAGACCGGAAACUCAAAAACGAAUAUGAACACUAGCGAAAGCGUUAUUGGCAUUUUAUCCACCGCUAACGUCUUUUCGAUUAUCAACGUAUUGCACAAUUCUCAAACCCUAUACAAAAGAGUCAUUGGAAGUAAACGUUUGUGUGCACCUAGCCAAAGGUCCAGUCAUUGUGGUUACCACUGCUUGCAGAUACUAAGCGCUCGGACAUUGCUAUUCAUGUCGCUAAAUGAUGAUGUAAAAAGCAAGCUCGUUGAGGAAACACAUCUAAAAAUAUUGGCUGCCUCGCUGGAAUCUACCAACGAUCCGCAAUUGCUCGUGUUGGUGUUGCAAAUUGUAGCAUCCAUUGCACUGAACACAAAACAUCACCGGGAGCUGAUAGAUCUGGAAAUCCCAACCAUUUUGAAUCAAUUGUUACUGCCAUCUGACGAAUGGUAUUAUACGAACCACAGUGACAAAUAUGGCCGCUACGUAAAGCAUCACGCGGCUAGGGUGUUGGUUUACUUGGGAUUCUCGUACCGAAUCAAUAUUUCAAUUUUUGACAUGUUUCAAGCUGAUGUACAACCAAAUCCACCAAUAACGAAAUCAAACGAAGACGACUACAUUGCUGUGACGUCCUUAUCUCCAAGUUUUGUAUUAAACUCAGAUCAGUCAAAACUAUUAGGCGUAUCAAUAGAGACUGCAAUUAUGAACGUGUUAAAAGAAAUUGAGCAAUCAUUGAGUCAGUCUGCUACACCGUCUGAAGUUUUCACGUUGCAUUGGUCACUGAACGGAAAAUCUUAUAGUCUAUUACAAAAUAAUGAACAACGGACGACCGAAAAAAAGUAUCCGACGGACGUCCAUUCGUCACUGUUCGUACAGACUUUCGUGGCAUGCGCCGCCAGCACCGUGGACCCCGUGCUCUUGGUCCGGUUACUAGCCAACCGUCUAGUUACCACGCCACUUUACCCCCGAAACAGCUCAAGUAUCACUUCGAUGUCGGGACAAGACCUGUUUCCUCCCAGGACCACGAGGAGUCGAGCCUCGUCCACAGACACGAAUGCCAGCACCCGGAAGAAACGCAUCCAUUUAAGUCUGGACACUACAAAGUGUUAUGGUUAUGAUAUAGUUGACGGAAUUCCUCCAAAAGGAAAAUCAAAGAACACUCGUCGCCGUCGAAGCAGCGCUAGCAGCACAGGUGGUUUUGGUCUUGAACCAGCACUGCAAGCAACUUACAAUGCAUUUUCAAAUAUAAUAAAAAAUGACAUAUUUAAAGAUAACACAACGAGUCCAGACAUAGAUACUGAUGAAUACAGAACUUCUAGCGUGUCAUUGACUUCGACAAAAGCACAACCCGGAGGACUCAACUUUCAAUUUCCUCCGAGAAAUCGCCCAUCUUUAAGAUCGUCCAAUAUUCGUAAUAUCACCAAUGAGCAAUCUAAAUCACAAGCAAACAUUACAAAGGAAAGAGGAGACUCUUAUGAACAGACACCGGAGCAAGAAAUUUUGGCCUUUCAAAAACAAUUGCAAAAUUUACCCGAUUUGGAUUCCCCUAGUCAUGUAUUUUCAAGACGCUUACCGUUAGAUUCUACAUUUGCAACGGCUACUGGCGAAUUCGCACCAGUCACAAGACCAAGAUCUAGGUCUAUGCCACGUGUUGCUUAUGAAUCAAACCGCUAUCUGACAUUGCCGGAUUCAUUUCCAUUCAAUUGUCGAUUACCAAGAGGUCGUUCGGCUGGAACGUUGGGAUUUCAGACCGAGUACCACGGACCGUGUGGCCCAAUGGUCAUAUCCAACCAAGCAUCGUCGGUGUAUAACAGCUAUCCGGUAAACAGUAACGACACGAGCAAUAAUGCGGCGUGCAGUAGCAGCAUUGGUGGAGGUGUAAGCGGUACCGGUGCCAUGUCUUCGGGGUCGGGUAACACAUAUAACAGUAGAAGAAGUUCAUACUCGCCCAGUGACAGAUCCAGGGGAAGAGAUAGCAUAGCAUUUACACACGGUGGCGAAAUACAUAAUAUUGCAAUCACGCCUUGGCACAGGAGCAUACUUAUCUUGUUCGAGACGUGGUUACGAACUUCAAAAACGGAACUAAAUGAUCAACAUGCAUUAUGUGUGGAAAUGAGAGAAUUCAUGCGUAUUGCUAAUCACAUCGGAGGAGAAUAUUCACAAUGGUACAUUGAGAUGGUUACUGAAUUCAAAGAACUUUCUAUUGAAAUUGAAUUUAAAGAUGGAGAUGCAGUUAUGGAUACAAAUAAGGAAUACUCAAAGUUGCAGAGCGCCGUGAUCGCGGGCACAUUGCAGUGCAGCAGCGACGAGGCGAUCGGGCUGGCCAGUUUGCAGUUCCGCAUCGAGAAAAUAUCAGAGCACCGGAACCAGACACCGGACAGCCUGACCGCGAACAGCCCGGACUCGCUGUUGGACGGCGGCGGGCCGUGCUCCACCCUGCAGCCGAUAUCCGAGGACAGGGAACACCAGUGGCCGCUGGACGUGCCGGCCGUGUUGACGCCAUCGCCGGUGCUCCAGCCGCAGUUCAACAUGUUCAGCGUGGCCACGGUCACCAGCCCGACGGUCACCGACGAACCGUCCGUCGGCAAGAUCCGCAGCUUCUUCAUGCGCUCGUGCCAGUACUUUUGCUUCGGCCGCCGCCGCCAGAAGGACGUCCUGCCGGUGCGCGACCCGUUCGGUAUCCUGCACAAGGUGCACAUGUACGUGCCACCCGAAUACCGGAAGCCCAAGAACACGGCGAAGCUCAUCAAGGAAUUGAAAAAGAUCGUUGCCCACACUCUUUUGAACGACUCAGAGUUGCAGCUGAAACGUAUUUAUGUAGAGAGAUGUAAACGUUUACCGGCGUUCGGUUGUAAUUUUUACUUUGUCAAAGAAGUUCAACGUGGUAGAACAAAAACAAAGGCUGCACGUUUGCUUGGGCUGAGUUUCGAUAAAAUAAUUUUGCUCGACAAUAAAACGAAAAUUGUAUCAAAGAGUCAAAAUACACAAGAUUUACUUCAGUGGCAAACAGUAUUCAGAAGAAAUCGAAACAAAGUGUUACUUGAAUUUCGCAACUCCAAGUGGACAUUGGCUACACCAACAGAACGAUCAUUACGUGACAUUGGUUUUGUUUUAUUAAAAAUUCUGCAAGAGAUCGACAACAAUUUCUUAGAGCAACAUUCCGUAAUUGCACCACAUGAUCCUAGUAAACCAUUAGAAUUCAGAGAGAUAAACCUGGACGACACUUUUGCAUCAGAAUUAGACUCGCUGCGGCGAAUAUUACAUUUCCCCGAAGAAGUGGCAAUACUUUUGAGUGAUAGAGAAAACGAUUUGUUUUAUGAUGUUCCACCAAUUGAUUUUUUGCAGCAAGUGUCUUUAGAUCAAGACGGAGCAAACGCAUGUAACACCUCAGUAAAAAAGCUCAUUGAUAGAUUUAAUGCAGUAAGCUCAUGGACGACCCAUCUUAUAAUCACUCGACCGACACACGAAGAUCGGAAGGCCAUAUUAUCUUGCCUUUUGAGGGUGGCCAAAGAAUGUUGGAACAUUGGAAAUUUCAAUGGGGCUAUGGAAAUUAUAGCUGGACUCAAAUCAGAAAAAAUAAGGCCAUUCAUGCAGACAGUAUUAGAAAAGGAGAAGGUGCCAUUGUUCUAUUAUCUGACCGACGCUCUCUUGUCGACAUCACAAUACAACAGCGUUCUACAAAAGGCCCUGGCUAUGCCAGACUGUCCGGUGGUGCCAUUUUUUGGAUCCUUCAUGCGCGAAAUUAGGAAAAUAAUGAAAGAGACACCCAGCUCUAUCGUACUGUCUGACCAAGAUGGCAAGGCUUUAAGCGAGACGUUUGCUAAACACGAAUAUUUAGAGGGAUUUACUACUACGCUUGGAUUAGAUGGUGUUGUUAAUAUGGAAAAAAUCUAUCAAGUUCAGUCCAUAUUGGAAGAAUUAUCAGAUUAUCAUCGGCAUUAUUUUGAGAGGAAAACGUACGAAGCAAAGUUGCAUUUGUUAAAAAAUGGAGAAUUACAAGAUAAUACUGAAGAAGAAUCCUCUCAGAAAUACGACCCUGUACAAUCAUUAGCCUACGAUCAUGGUGUUUCAUUAAUACCACUUGCGAUAUCUCCUAACUCUAAAGAUUUUACAAUUGGUCAUCACGAAUUACAGAUAAUGCAUCAUGGGACUACUGUUGUUCAUUGGGCAGCUGAAAUGGCAAGUAACAGGUCGGCUCGAAUUUUCAUACGUUUAGAGAGAAACUGUUCAACAUUGACUUGGGACAAGACGUCGUGGAGCGCACUGAAAAGAAGUUCUGGUACACCUGAUUAUUCUUUGAAAACCGACCCCGAAGAUAGUCUACCCAAUGCGCUGAUUAACAGAUCGUCAGUCAAUUGUCCAUCAAUGAUGGGUCUCCAGGAAGGAUACUUAGAAUUGUCGACAGUCAGAGACAUAUUUAUUGGUGGUGCGGUUGGAAGAGAUCGCGUAAAGACUGAUGGAGCGGCAAUAUUAAGAAAAUAUAGUUUGAAUAAUUAUUCGAUAUCAGAAUGUUGUCUGGGAUUAGUAUAUGGAACUAAUACAAGUGAAAAUCGAAUAUUCUAUAUACUAGCACCCCCCAGAAUACUCAGCAUUUGGCACCACGGACUUAAAACAGUGGUUCAGAAACUACGAAAUGUUACACAGACAGUUGAUAAACGCUCGAUAUGGCUAAAGAACAAUUAUGUACAUCAAUACAUUAUUUCAUCUGGUCGUGGGCCAAUGACAGCCGAUGCAAUACGUUUAUUUGGCGGCAGAGACUGGUCGACAACUGGUAAUUCGGCCAAUAAUACAUCGCCAGAGACAAGCAUUGCUAAACGAGCUGCUUCAAUGAGAUUUCGAAAGAAGAAAUCGGUAGCUAGUGUAUCUAAUGACGGACUUCUCAAACCUUACGAUGUCAAUGACUUGUUCAAUAAAUCUAGACUAGACUUGGCUAGUAGUGGUUGCAAUUCUCCAACAUUGAAUAGCCAAACAGAAGACGAUAAGAAACGAGACAGCGUCGACAAAAAUAUUGUUUCUGAGCCAUCAACGUCCGCAGAUAAGUCGACACCACCUAAAAUUAUAGAGCCAACUCCUAGUGAUAUGAAUAAUCCACCAAUGACGCCAAAUAAUUCACAAUUAGACUUUGAAGAUUUUUGUGCUCUAUUUGAUAGCUUCAGUUUGAGAAUGCGUAAAGAUCUUCGAGAUAUUUUUGACCAAGUACGAGCGACAAGUCAUACAAUGAACAAAAAAUCUGAGGAUACGCUUGUACAAAAUAAUGCAACCUUGUCUAUUCCAAGAACUAUAUCUGAACAAACUCAAAGUUCGAGCUCAAUUAAUAGAAACAUUGGACAUAACUUUGUUCGGCCACUUGACGCAACAACUCAGAAAAAACGUAUAUUUGACGCCAUUGCAGCGUCUAGCAUAAUUUCUAACUGUACUGGUGUAGAGACGUCACAGUCUGCGGCAACAUGGUCAGUAAAUGAUUUAAUUAACUUCUUGGAAAACAAACAGAUGGUUACUUGUACAGAGGACGAAGCUCGAAUAUUAAUUCAGAACCAUGAGCCAAACCCGGAAAUCAGUGCACGUAACUGUCUUUCUUUCGAAGGAUUUGCUAAGUUUAUGAUGUUAAGGAACCAAAGCGUGUUCAGUGAACCAGAUUUUGCAAUCGAGAAAUCUGAUAUGAAUUUUCCACUAUCUUGUUAUUAUAUCGCUUCAUCACAUAAUACAUACCUUACUGGUCAUCAGUUAAAAGGCGACUCUUCUAUUGAUCUUUACAGUCGGGUAUUGUUAGCUGGUUGUCGGUGUGUUGAGUUGGAUUGUUGGGAUGGCGACGAUGGCAAUCCAUUGAUCUAUCAUGGGCAUACUUUUACAUCAAAAAUACCAUUUCUUGGAGCUGUUGAUUCAAUUAAUCGUUUUGCAUUUGUAUCAUCACCAUAUCCUGUCAUAUUAUCUAUUGAAAACCAUUGUUCACUAGCCCAACAAGCUCGCAUGGCAGAAAUAUUUGAGUCCGUUUUUGGUGAUAAAUUGGUCAAAGGCUUUAUGUUUGACACAGAUUAUGAGCCACAGCUACCAUCACCAAGUCAAUUAAAAUAUAAAAUUUUGAUAAAAAAUAAGAAGAUUGCACCACUAGAAAGUGAAGCAAAUCGAUUGAAAAAUAAUAAUAGUAGUACAAAAAGUUCACAAGUUGUAUCGUCACUUGCCAGCAAUUAUUCUAAUGCAGGACCUUCUGCGAGCAGCAAUAAUUCUAAUGUUGGACCUUCAAUGACCAUCAAGAAUCCUAUUGCCGAAUCUUCAUUGGACAUCAAUCAGCCUAAUAUCGAAUCUUCUGGGGCCAGUAAUCAAACUAAUAUAUUACCUCCAGUAGCCAACAAUAAUCCUAAUGCCGGGCCUUCGGUGGUAAGCGGUCAUCCAAAUGUGGGACCUCACAGAAGUAGUUCAGCUAGCGCUGGAACUACGACCAUUGAUGAUGUUGCUACGACCAUCGAGGAAGAAGAAGAAUACGAGGAAGAUGAUGAAGAAUAUGAAGAUAGUGAUGAGUUGGACUUUAAAAAAGAUAGAACGGAUAAGUAUGGCAGAGGUCGUAAUAGGUUUGGAUCGAAGUCAAAUGAUAAAUGUGCUGAAGAUGACAAGUCUAAAAAACACAACAGUCAGAUUGCAAAAGAACUAUCGGACAUAGUCAUCUAUACUCAGGCAAUAAAAUUUCGUGGUCUAAAUACGAGAAGUCCAAGCAGUUCGGUGAAAAAUAAACGAAAAUGUAAUGGUAGUCUUUGUGGUCAAAAUGGUACUGCAGGAAGUACAUCGUCCACUGGAGCUACAUCCACAGAACACUACCAUAGUCGUGGUUCUACUACGAUAAACGCGCACCACCCAUGCUACAAGUGUUCUUCUUUAAGUGAAAAUUCGGCAAAAAAGCUCACAAAAAAACGUCCAAAGGAUUUGAUUGCACACUCUGAGACGCAGUUGGUACGCGUUUAUCCAGCUAGCAUGAGGAUAGAUUCAUCCAACUUCAAUCCAUUAAAUUUUUGGUCAUAUGGUGUACAGAUGGCGGCACUAAACUAUCAGUCAGAGGAGGCUACAGCUUCACACGUGAAUGCAGCCAUGUUUGAACAGAAUGGUCAUAGUGGUUAUGUACUGAAACCACGGGUGAUGCACGAUCCAUCACACAAAUCUUAUCGCCAGUUCAACCCAACGGAAAAAGAUUUUGAUGGUUUGAAUCCGAUAUGUUUUUGUAUAAGCAUUGUCUCUGGUCAGUACUUAUCGCCAAAUGGAGGGACUCGAGCUAACGUAUACGUUGAAAUUGAAAUAAUCGGUAUACCAUCCGACAGCAUAAAGAGAAAAUCUAAAACUAUAUUUUGUAAUUCAAUGAAUCCCGUGUGGGACGAAACAUUUACGUAUAACGUGAUGUUCAAAGAAUUAGCGUUCAUUCGAUUCCUUAUAGUUGAUGCUAGCACUAAUCACCCGUUAGCGCAGCGUGUAGUACCACUCACGAGUAUGCUGUAUGGCUUUAGGCACAUUGACAUGCAUAAUAUGCGUAACCGGCCACUACCACUUACCGCGUUAUUUGUGUGUACUAGUAGCACAGAAGAAGCACCAAGAUCUACUGAUGACGAAAAGACAUCUUCUACAACAGCACCGGCGGCGGACAAUGGAUCAAUGAAAAACAAUGGUCCAUCAACGCACCGUAAAAAGUUCUAUGUUAUGGUUUAUGGGGUAUUUUCUGAAAACUCAUAUAUCAUGUUCAAAGUCACCCAAGAUAGUACAGUAACAGAUGUCAUUAGGUCAGCAUUAGACAAACGUAAUGAGGGUGAUGAAGAAAUGAAAACAUACGUGCUCAUGGAGGAAGUCGGCCUAUCGUGGGAAGUGUCAAACAAUGGACCUGGAAAUAAUAGUGAUGAUAUGGGGAAUAACACUAAUGUCGUCACUGAUGAUGGUACCGAUGAUAGUAGUAGCAAUAAUAAUAACUCUAAAAACAAGAAAAAGAAAAAGAAAAAGAUAAAGAAGAAAAAACAGAAAAAAACCAAGCAUAGACGAAUUGGAUGGAAAAAUGGUGAUGCACCCAUGAUAACACGUGUAUUGGAUUAUAAUGAGAAACCAUUGGAGGCACAGUCACGCUGGCAAGGCAAUGGAUACUUUGUACUAAAGAAAAUUGGAGAUGACCCGAGCAGCAGAGCAUGGCUAAUAUCAUUGCAAUCAAGAAAAUCAAGAAAUGGUCAAUCAGGGUCAUCGUGGGAUGAAAUCCAUACGUUCUUAGUGUGUAUUUAUAAUGUUUCCAUAGAAAGACCAUACGUUAUUCUUAAGGUACCAAUAGGGUCAACUGUACAGGAUAUUUUAGCUCAGAUUUUAGUCAAAGCCAGGCGAAUGGAAAACCCUAUUUUAUUCAUAUUGGUUGAGGAACAAAUGUGGGGCAGGACUGAUAUAAGAUAUAGGGUACUGGAUGAUGAUGAGGUAGUGUAUAACACACAAAACCAAUGGUCUAGAGUGGGCAGGUUUGUACUAGAGGACCGUUGCGGUAAGGAUGAUUUAUUAGGUGGUGGACUAGUUCCUAAGACAUUGCGAACGUUUUUAAGGGUAAUAAGGAUCCAAAAGGGUAUGGCUGCGGUAGGACGAGGUUGGAGAGCAUGUGGCUUGCCUACGUUACCCGGCCAUUGUUUACAACGUCCAGAAAAUAGCAGGGAAUACGUCAUUAGGGAAGCGGCUCGGGCUCACAGGAAAAUGAUAGCAAAACAUGAGAAGAUGUGGCGGGCAAACUUAGAAAAAGGAGGUAGUGGGGACGGUGGUGGUGGCCUAGAACGUGGUUGUGAUGAUGACGGUAGUGGUGGCGAAGAUGCUGAAGAAAGUACAUUCACAGGGUUUUUAAAAUCACCAGCCCAGUUAUUCGGUUUUUUGGGAUCCUGACAUAUAUUGUGUUGCUUUAGAAAAGCACGUGAUAGACACGAUAUUGGCACUAUGGUAUGAAUAAACCAUCGUUUUUAUCUCUCACCAGAAUUUCUGAAAAUGGAAAUAUGGAAUGAUCGCUUAUCCCCGUGUUCCCAUCCUGUAUUUAAUCAAAAACAUUUAUCCUCCGAUACUCCAAUCCGCUCGGUGUUCUUCAUUUCUCUUCACAGGGAACCGUAACAUUUUCAGGGUGUAAGUAAAUAAGUCUUAAUACUUAUAUUUUGAGACGAAUGGUAUAUUAUAAUAUAUACAUUUAUCUUCUUUUUUUGUGAGAACUUGUGUUUUAGCUGACAUUUAAUAAUUUUUAUCUUCUGAUAAAUAUACAUUUUUAUUUAUACAGCUAAUUAUCGAUUUCAAAAUUAGCCAAAGUUCAAUGUUAUUAUAUUUCAUUGUUUUUGAUUAUGAUACAACCAUUCAUUUACAUUAAUAAAUGUCAUUUCAAAAAAUGAAACGAAAAUAUAGCUGUAUUUUGAUUUUAUAAUCCCAAUUAUUUUAAAUGUUUACCUUAUAAAUUAUCUGCCAUAUGAUAUUAUUUUGAGCUGAAAAUGCCAAAGCUAGUGGAUAGGUGUUAGUUUUAGAGGUCGUUGAGAGUUGAGACAUCCAAUUAUUAGUGGUUUUGUUGUUAUAGGUAGUCAUAUAAUUAUAAAUGUAACUGUAUUGUUGUAUUAAAACCAAUUAGUUAUUGGUCAGUUUUAUAAUAAGUUAUGUGUGUAAGACGUAAUUUAAAAGUCCUAGUUAAAACCGAUACAAAUCUAGUCACUUUGUCAAUAGAACUAUAUUUUUAGUAGGUACCCCCAACAUUGUUUUUAUGCAUUUUUUGGAUGUGUUUCUAAUAUACUUUUUUUUAAUUUUCUCAAUAAAAUAUGAAAA
Molecule: messenger RNA, 13126 nt
Organism: Acyrthosiphon pisum (pea aphid)
Lineage: Eukaryota; Metazoa; Arthropoda; Insecta; Hemiptera; Aphididae
Exons: 48
Coding region: 404-12217 (3937 amino acids)
Biological process (GO): phosphatidylinositol-mediated signaling; release of sequestered calcium ion into cytosol; phosphatidylinositol metabolic process
Molecular function (GO): guanyl-nucleotide exchange factor activity; protein binding; phosphatidylinositol-4,5-bisphosphate phospholipase C activity
Source: RefSeq, a predicted model, not a curated record